Molecule: messenger RNA, 1342 nt
Organism: Gambusia affinis (western mosquitofish)
Lineage: Eukaryota; Metazoa; Chordata; Actinopteri; Cyprinodontiformes; Poeciliidae
Product: triosephosphate isomerase
Exons: 7
Coding region: 137-880 (247 amino acids)
Biological process (GO): glycolytic process; glyceraldehyde-3-phosphate biosynthetic process; glycerol catabolic process
Cellular component (GO): cytosol
Molecular function (GO): triose-phosphate isomerase activity
Source: RefSeq, a predicted model, not a curated record
UAAUCCCAGCUCAGAAGAAGACGGAUUAUGUUUGGUACUGAUAUUUCCAACAGUUUCUGAACUGCACACCACCCUGAACUGAACACCGGGGCCUUCAUCUCCUCUCUCACCGGGUAUCAGCCACCAGCAACCGGCCAUGGCACGGAGGUUCUUCGUCGGGGGAAACUGGAAGAUGAACGGAAAUAAGGAGAGCCUGGAACAGCUGAUCACCACUCUGAACACCGCCAGCCUGGACGAUCAGACCGAAGUGGUGUGUGCUGCUCCUUCCAUAUAUCUGGAUUUUACUCGGUCCCUUCUAGAUCCUAGAAUCGGGGUCUCAGCCCAGAACUGCUACAAAGUGGCUAAAGGAGCAUUUACAGGAGAGAUCAGCCCAGCCAUGAUAAAGGACUGCGGGGCAGACUGGGUGAUCCUCGGACACUCAGAGAGGCGCCAUGUGUUCGGGGAAAGUGAUGAGCUAAUCGGCCAAAAGGUUGCUCACGCGCUGGAGAGCGAUCUCGGAGUGAUCGCCUGUAUCGGUGAGAAGCUGGAGGAGCGAGAGGCAGGUUCCACAGAAGAAGUCGUCUACGCUCAGACGCAGGUUAUUGCAGAAAAUGUGACGGACUGGGAGAAAGUGGUGCUUGCAUAUGAACCUGUUUGGGCCAUCGGCACUGGAAAGACAGCCACACCUGAGCAGGCUCAGGAAGUUCAUGAAAAGCUGAGGGCUUGGUUCAGAGCAAAUGUAUCAGAUGAUGUGGCUGAUUCCCUGCGCAUCAUUUAUGGAGGUUCAGUCACUGGCGCAAACUGCAGGGAGCUGGCUUCUCAGGGCGACGUGGACGGCUUUCUGGUUGGAGGAGCCUCUCUGAAACCGGAGUUUAUUGACAUCAUCAACGCACGUGCAUAAAGUGGAAAGACGAUCAUUAAACUGGGAUCAUUUUCACACUAUUCUGUCACACCUCAUUUUUAUGAGAACUAAGUUGACUUAUACACAAACAAAUGUCUGUUUUACCUGAAUAUGUUGUUUUUUAUGUAAUUUUAAUGCUUAUUUGUCUAAAAAGUGAGAUAUAAUUACCACUGACAUAUUUUCAGCAGUUUUUAAGUUGAAAAGUGUAUGUUUACUUACUUAAUGUGAUUUUUUUUCACUCCUGUAUUCCAACACACAGUGUGUAAUAAUUACUGUUCUAGACAUAAUUCCCUUAGAUUAACAUAUGCAAAGGAAAUGUGAAGAGUCAGUGACUCUCAAUAGGUCUAAAAGCUUUAUGACUGUAUGUAGCUUAACCUGGCUCAGGUUGCACUUUAGAAAACGUAGCAAUCAGGGAACUGGUCAUUGUACACUGGAAGCAAAUAAAUAAAAUGUGGAAACACA